AUGGUACAGAAAGUCAUUGAACCACGGCUGAAUCCCUCACCAAUGGUGGUCACACUCACAGCUCCUAAUCCUCCCAUUCUUAAAGACCCAACGUUAACAUCAACAUGGUCCCAUCGUGCAUGGGUAGCUAGUGGGUGCACCGCGGUGCUCAUCUCUCUAGCAAAGGCAAUAGCGGGUGCAGCCGAAUCAAAUACGUGGCUCGAGCUCAUUUUAGCAGGCUUGCUUGGCUAUAUUUUAGCUGACCUUGCAUCCGGAGUCUACCAUUGGGGUAUUGACAACUAUGGCAGUGCAUCAACUCCACUUUUUGGCACCCAAAUAGAGGCAUUCCAAGAUCACCAUAAGAGGCCAUGGAGGGUCACGAGGAUUCAAUUUGCAAACAUCCUACAUGUGCUUGCUCGUGGCGUGACCUUAACCGUGCUCCCAAUAGACCUUGCUUGUAAUGACCCAACCAUUCAUGGGUUCGUUGCUGUGUGCUCAGGUUGCAUUAUGUUCAGCCUGAAAUUUCAUGCUUGGGCUCAUACGCCAAAGAGCCAGCUUCCACUGCCUGUGGUUGCACUGCAAGAUGCAGGACUUGUUGUGUCAGGUUCAAAACAUGCUGCUCAUCAUCUUCCACCUUAUGACAAAAACUAUUGCAUGGUUAGUGGUGUUUGGAAUGAGUUUUUGGAUAAGCAAAGGGCUUUUGAGGCAUUGGAGAAGAUGUUGUUCUUUACUCUUGGAGUGCGACCCCGCUCUUGGAGUGAUCAUCCCAGCUCUAGCUGCAUGGACCAAAGAGACUCAGACCCCUUGAUGUAGAAGUUGAGCUCAAGUUGUCUUAACGUAAACACCAGAACGUAUAAAUGACUACAACCAUAGUAAUUUAAACUUUCUUCAAGUUCGCUUAGCUGGCUGGGUCUUGCAUGGAGGAGCCCAGCACAUCAACUGCAAUAUAUAUAU
Corylus avellana is the source of this 933-nucleotide messenger RNA. RefSeq names its product fatty acid desaturase 4-like 2, chloroplastic. Lineage: Eukaryota; Viridiplantae; Streptophyta; Magnoliopsida; Fagales; Betulaceae. The record is from RefSeq and is a predicted model, not a curated record.